CAGCGAACAGUGCAACGAUUACCUUUCAUUUCUUUUCAUUUCUUUUCAAAAUCGACAGUCCAUCUCUUGCAGAAGACGAGCUGAUCAGUAAAUCAAUGUCCAGAUGCAUAACAACUGCUAUCAAACACCUGAUGUUUUAUUCUUAUUUUAGACAUUCAUUCAAAACCUCAAAACAAAACCCAUCAAUACACUGUAUAAGAUUCAGUUGCUGUUCUUCUUUAGCAUCAUCUCAUCAGCUAGCCAGCAUCCUCCUGGUGGCAUUUCUAACCAAGACAAUCUCCCAGUCCGGCACUCGUAAUCUCAACCUAGGCCAUGUUCCUCUGUCAGAAUCUCUUGUACUUCAAAUCCUACGACAAGGGUCUCUUGAUGUCUCCAAGAAGAUUGAGUUUUUCAACUGGUGUUCUCUCAGACAUAAUUACAAACACUCCGCGUGCACUUACUCUCACAUGUUUCGUAUUGUGUGUAGAGCUUCUGGGUACGUUGAGGAACUUCGUGGGCUGCUAAUUUCGAUGAAGGAAGAUGGUGUGGUUGUGGGUUCUGAGACUUUUAAGUUUCUGCUUGAUGGUUUUAUUAAAUUGGGUAACUUUGAUUUUGCACUUGAGAUUCUUGAUUAUAUGGAGGAAUUGGGAACUAAUUUGCACCCUCAUAUGUACGACUCUGUUCUCUUUGCACUUGCUAGGAAAAAUCAGAUAGGUUUGGCUUUGUCCAUCUUCUUUAAGCUCUUAGACGCCUCUGAAUCAGAUGGUAACGUCGACGGGAUUUUACUUCCGGGUUCUACUGCGUGCAAUGCAUUGUUGGUUGCGCUUAGAAAGGCUGACAUGAAGGUGGAAUUCAAGAAAGUUUUUGACAGACUGAGGGGGAUAAACGGGUUUAGUAUGGAUACAUGGGGUUACAAUGUUUGCAUUCAUGCAUUUGGUUGUUGGGGUGACCUAGGUACUGCAUUAAGUAUUUUCAAAGAAAUGAAAGAAAAGAGUAUGGAAUUUGGAUCAUUUGGUCCUGAUUUAUGCACCUAUAACAGCUUGAUUCGCGUGCUGUGCUUGUUUGGAAAGGUGAAGGAUGCUCUAAUUGUGUAUGAGGAGCUAAAAAAUGUAUCUGAUCAUGAGCCUGAUGCCUUCACAUAUCGAACAAUAAUACAGGGGUGUUGUAAGUCAUAUCGAAUUAAUGAUGCGACAAGGAUUUUCAGUGACAUGCAACACAAUGGAUUUGUCCUAGAUACCACUGUGUACAAUUCUCUUCUGGAUGGUAUGUUAAAGGCAAGGAAAGUUACUGAAGCGUGUCAGUUGUUUGAGAAGAUGGUUCAGGAUGGAGUUAGGGCCUCGUCAUGGACUUAUAAUAUUCUGAUUGACGGGUUGUGUAGGAACGGUAGGGCUGAGGCUGGUUAUAGUUUAUUUUGUGACCUGAAGAAGAAGGGACAAUUUGUGGAUGCAGUUACUUACAGCAUUAUUGUGCUCCUUCUCUGUAGAGAAGGUCAACUUGAGGAAGCACUAUCCUUAGUGGAAGAAAUGGAAGAAAGAGGCUAUGCUGUUGACUUAGUUACUAUAACAUCAGUCUUAAUUGCAUUGCAUAAACACGGGAGGUCGGAUUGGACAGAAAAGUUAAUGAAGCACAUAAGGAAUGGUAAUCUAGCACCAAUGAUCAUAAACUGGCAAGCUAAUAUGGAUGCUUCAUUUAAACGCCCGCAAAGCAGAAGUAAGGAUUAUACACCAAUGUUUGCAUCCAAUGACAACUUCAGUGAGAUUAUGGGCAUAUUAAGAAACCCUGACUUAGAGAACCAUGUCAUAGAUGAUACUGUUGCUGACGGUGAGAAUAGUGCAUCAUCUGACAUAGAUCAAUGGUCAUCGUCCCCACAUAUGGACCAUUUAGCUGAUCAAAUGAAGUCUGCGGACCAUUCUUCUCAGCAAUUUACGCUCCACAGAGGACAGAGAGUUCAAGCAAAAGGGACGGAUUCUUUUGACAUUGAUAUGGUUAAUACUUUCAUGUCCAUAUUUUUGGCCAAGGGAAAGCUGAGUGUUGCGUUAAAGUUGUUUGAGAUAUUCAGCGACAUGGGUGUGAACCCUGUAAGUUAUACGUACAAUUCUGUCACGAGUUCUUUUGUCAAGAGAGGCUAUUUUAACGAGGCAUGGAAUGUUCUUAAUGAAAUGGAUGAGAAGUUUUGCCCAUCAGAUAUAGCAACCUAUAAUUUGAUAGUUCAAGGUCUAGGGAAGAUGGGAAGAGCAGAUCUAGCCAGUUCUGUUCUAGAUAAGUUAAUGAAGGAAGGUGGUUAUCUUGACGUGGUUAUGUACAAUACGCUGAUUAAUGCCCUGGGGAAAGCUGGCCGAAUUGAUGAAGUUAAACGCCUUUUUGAACAGAUGAAAACCAGUGGAAUAAACCCUGAUGUCAUCACCUAUAAUACUCUGAUUGAAGUUCAUACCAAAGCUGGUCGUUUGAAAGAUGCAUACAAAUUCUUAAAAAUGAUGUUGGAUGCAGGCUGCUUGCCAAACAAUGUGACUGACACGACUUUAGAUUUCCUGGCAAAAGAGAUUGAUAGACGAAGGUACCAAAAGGCAUCAAUUUUACGCCAAAAGGAUGAUUCCUCUUGAGCUAUCUGCUCAUGGAUGCGCAACUAGACUUUAUUGGUCUCUGCAUGUGUCUCCCAGGAAUUGUCCCACUAAGGCCAGCAGAAGCAAACUGACUUGGUAUUUCUUAAAUGAUUAUGUACACAUUUUGAGCUAGCUAAGGCUAUACGCAGCUCAUUCGACCUCUUCAAAUAAAUGUCCAUGGCAUUAUUUAAUAAGUCAAGACAAUCUACAGACAUACUAAGACCCACCAUAUCCAACUUCUGCACCAAACGGUUUCUUAAUGAUCUAGUAUCGGGCAGCACACCAUUGUUCAUAGAGAAACAUUUAAAAGAGAUAUGCGAGCUCCCCCGAUAUUCAUGGAAACGCCAGGGCAAUAACUGGGCUUCUAAUUUGAACACCUGGGCUACCCGCUGUCGGUCAACCUCCUCUUCUUCGACAGAAGCAACUUCAACUGGAGGUCUACUGCCAAGUGAAAGCAAUUCUGUAGCACUUUGCUGUUCUUAUUCUCUUGAAUUCAAUUCCUCAUACACCAUACUUUGAGGCUCCCCAUGUGGCCCCAAAGGACUUCGGAGAUCCCUAAGCUUGCGAUCUCGAUUAACAGGAGACCGGCCCUUUGUAGGUGAAGGAGGAAAGGCAUCCCCAUAAAGCGACUGAAGGCAAUUUCUCUGAUACCCAGUCACAGAUUUAACAUUAAGCCUACUAUCUAGUUUCAGCUCUCAUUUUAGCUUCUGGUGGGGGAUUUUUUUUGCAAGGCAAGCAUUCUUGACAAUGGAUGUAAUAAAGUGGUAUGCAGAGGAAUAUUUUCUCUGCCAAUAAUUUUAACACAAAAGUUAUCAAAUUUACACUUAGAUAUCUUAAAAGAAACAGUCUUGUCAGCUGAUCAAAGUAAUUAUUUGCUCUCUCAUGACUAAUCUUUUAAACAAUCAAAGCUUUGAGGUCCAAAGUAUUUACUCGUAUAGCUUUGAGUAGAAAACAUUGUCUCUACCUUCCAAAGGAUAUUUAAUUUCACAAACUCAGAAACUUUACCUUCUUCAGAAUCCCAAAUCCUAAAACCCUAGUUCUAAAAACACCAUU
This is a messenger RNA of Mercurialis annua (annual mercury), 3632 nucleotides long. Its product is annotated as pentatricopeptide repeat-containing protein At4g01570. The coding region runs from base 96 to 2579 and encodes 827 amino acids. The record is from RefSeq and is a predicted model, not a curated record. The transcript has a single exon. Gene Ontology annotation, molecular function: protein binding. NCBI's taxonomy places the organism in Eukaryota, Viridiplantae, Streptophyta, Magnoliopsida, Malpighiales, Euphorbiaceae.